This is a messenger RNA of Podospora bellae-mahoneyi, 1227 nucleotides long. RefSeq names its product 3'(2'),5'-bisphosphate nucleotidase (gene MET22). The record is from RefSeq and is a predicted model, not a curated record. The transcript has a single exon. Bases 1 to 1227 code for a protein of 408 amino acids. Gene Ontology annotation, biological process: phosphatidylinositol phosphate biosynthetic process; sulfate assimilation. Gene Ontology annotation, molecular function: 3'(2'),5'-bisphosphate nucleotidase activity. NCBI's taxonomy places the organism in Eukaryota, Fungi, Ascomycota, Sordariomycetes, Sordariales, Podosporaceae.
AUGCCUCGUGAUCCCUCUCAUAAACCCCGUCUUCCUCUCUUGUUACUCACCUCUCUCCUAAUCCUCAUCCUGGCGGCCUUCAUCCCCUCCAUAACCCCCCGCCUCACCCUCAUCCUCUCCCACCUCCGCUCCCAAUCCACCACCCCAAACCUCACCAAAAUGACGUCCCUCUACUCCCGCGAGCUCGAAAUCGCCCAGCUAGCCGUCCAACGCGCCUCCAUCCUCACCAAACGCGUCUUCCACGAGACCUCCAAAGGAACCGUCUCCAAAGACGACGCCUCCCCCGUCACCAUCGGCGACUUCGGCGCCCAAGCCCUGAUCAUCUCCGCCCUCAAGCACAACUUCCCCCACGACGAAAUCGUCGCCGAGGAAGAGGCCACCGAGCUCCGCGCCAACCCUCCCCUCCGCGAUCAAAUCUGGGAGCUUGUCCGCACUACCAGCUUGGAUGACGUCGCUGCUGAAGGGCUUUUGGGAGGCGGGAUCAAGGAUGCGGAUGCAAUGCUUGAUAUCAUCGACCAAGGAAACAGCAAAGGUGGAAAAGUAGGGAGGGUCUGGACUAUUGAUCCAAUUGAUGGCACCAAGGGUUUUUUGAGAGGGGGGCAGUACGCCGUUUGCCUUGCCCUGCUAGAGGACGGGGAUGUCAAAGUGGGAGCGAUCGGGUGUCCUAACUUGCCGGUUGACGAUGCGGCGCCUUUGACGGCCGAUAUCGGGGCUAAUGCUACCGACGACGAAGGGAGGGGUGUGCUUUUUUCUGCGGUUAUUGGACAGGGCGCAACGAGCAGACCUCUCAAGGCCGGUGCCCUGGCUGAGGGGAGGAGCAUCUCUAUGAAGCCUCUUACCGACAUGUCCAACGCAAGCUUUUGCGAGAGCGUCGAGGCGGGACACUCGAACCAGAGCGAGUCGGCGCAGAUUGCGCAGAAGCUGGGGAUUACCAAGCAGAGUGUGAGAAUGGACUCGCAGGCCAAGUACGGGUCUAUUGCCAGAGGCGCGGGCGAUAUCUACCUGCGUUUGCCGACUUCCAAGACAUACCAGGAGAAGAUCUGGGAUCACGCUGCUGGUGAUUUGAUUGUGAGGGAAGCUGGCGGCCAGGUAACCGAUAUCAAGGGUAACCGUCUGAAUUUUGGCGUGGGGAGGACGUUGGCCACCAACAGCGGUGUUAUUGCUGCGCCAAAGGCUGUUCACAGCCAAGUCCUGAGCGUCGUUCAGGAGGUCCUGGGUGUAAAAUAA